Molecule: messenger RNA, 991 nt
Organism: Phyllostomus discolor (pale spear-nosed bat)
Lineage: Eukaryota; Metazoa; Chordata; Mammalia; Chiroptera; Phyllostomidae
Gene: MTRFR
Product: chromosome 13 C12orf65 homolog
Exons: 3
Coding region: 139-648 (169 amino acids)
Biological process (GO): translational termination
Cellular component (GO): mitochondrion
Molecular function (GO): translation release factor activity
Source: RefSeq, a predicted model, not a curated record
CCGCAGCUGGAGUACUGCGCGUGCGCGCAGACUCGCGCUCGCGAUCGGCGUUCUGCGUUGAUUCUGGUUCCCCCUAGGAUUUGGGGGGCGGAGGCCAACCCUGGGGCCAGGUCCGCGGCACGCAGACCCUCUCCGCCCAUGAGCGCCUCCGGUUGGCUCCGCCUCCCUGCCCCCCUGACCAGGAUGGGCCCUGGGCCACGCCGGCUGGCAGCACUGUUGUCCCCGGGGGCAGGGGUCGCCGCAGUCCAGGUGGCAGGCAAGAAGGACCGCCCCGCUCUGCUUCCUCUGGAUGAGGGCGCACUGGAGGAGCAGUUUGUGAAAGGACACGGCCCGGGGGGCCAGGCCACCAACAAGACCAGCAACUGCGUGGUGCUGAAGCACGUGCCCUCGGGCCUGGUGGUCAAGUGCCAUCAGACCAGGUCCGUCGACCAGAACAGGAAGCUGGCUCGGAAAAUCCUGCAGGAGAAGGUGGACAUUUUCUACAACGGCGAGGACAGUCUCGCUCACAGAGAAAAGCGAGAAGCAGAGAAGAAGAAGCAAGAGAGGAAAAAAAGGGCCAAGGAAACCCUGGAGAAAAAGAAACGACUGAAGGAACUCUGGGCGUCGAGCACCCACGCCCACGGGGAGACGCCAGGGGGCUCCGAGUGAGCGGGCCCGCCGGCGAGGCACACACGGCCCGUCUCCCGCGCUGCUGCCGAGCUCCGAGAGCGACCCUUGGGGCAGGGGCACGGGACGUCCCAGUUUUCGGACGGCAGGCUGAGGGGGAGGCACCGAGAGCCCAGCCGGAAACACGGGACACCACCGCUGGGGAGGGACCGUGACGCCCUCGGGGCCCAGAGGCCACGUGGCUGAGGGGCGGCAGGUGGCGGGGCCGCCGGGGUGGCCGACAGUCCUGCUCUCUACCUGGGCGGCAGGGACGCGGAGGUCGCCUUGUUUUUCAAGCUGUGCAUUUGUGUGGUUGUAUCUUAUUCUCAGAGGUUAGAAAUAAAAA